This is a messenger RNA of Diutina rugosa, 504 nucleotides long. It is a transcript of the gene TMA19, whose product is annotated as Tma19p. The transcript has a single exon. Gene Ontology annotation, cellular component: cytoplasm. Gene Ontology annotation, molecular function: calcium ion binding. The record is from RefSeq and is a predicted model, not a curated record. NCBI's taxonomy places the organism in Eukaryota, Fungi, Ascomycota, Pichiomycetes, Serinales, Debaryomycetaceae. The coding region runs from base 1 to 504 and encodes 167 amino acids.
AUGAUCAUUUUCAAGGACGUUAUUUCUGGCGACGAACUUUUGUCUGACGCUUACGAGCCCAAGCUCAUUGACAACGCCGUCUACGAAGCCGACUGUGCCAUGGUUCAAGUCGGUGGUGACAACAUCGACAUUGGUGCCAACGCUUCGGCCGAAGGUGGUGAUGAAGAAGUUGAAGACGGUGUCGAAACCGUCAACAACGUUGUCCACUCGUUCAGAUUGCAACCUACCCAAUUUGACAAGAAGUCGUACCUCACCUACAUCAAGGGUUACAUGAAGAAGGUCAAGGCUUACUUGGCUGAAAAGCACCCCGAACAAGUCGAAGAAUUCGAAAAGGGUGCCACUGCCUACGUGAAGAAGGUCAUUGGUUCGUUCAACGACUGGGAAUUCUUCACUGGUGAAUCGAUGGACCCCGACGCCAUGGUCGUGUUGUUGAACUACAGAGAAGACGGCACCACCCCUUUCGUCGUUGUCUGGAAGCACGGUAUCGAAGAAAUGAAGAUUUAA